Messenger RNA from Siniperca chuatsi (mandarin fish), 8891 nucleotides. RefSeq names its product zinc finger CCCH-type containing 7Bb (gene zc3h7bb). The record is from RefSeq and is a predicted model, not a curated record. Lineage: Eukaryota; Metazoa; Chordata; Actinopteri; Centrarchiformes; Sinipercidae. The transcript is spliced from 21 exons. Gene Ontology annotation, molecular function: protein binding; miRNA binding; metal ion binding. The coding region runs from base 282 to 3008 and encodes 908 amino acids. Gene Ontology annotation, biological process: miRNA processing.
CUGUGGCCAUACUUCUCCAGGAUCAGGAAACUUGUUGCAGUACUGCACUGGCCAAAGCAGCUAGCAGUUAGCUAGCUUACGUUAGCUAGUCAGUAUCCAGCAGGAGUCGUAGAGCAGAGAAACUCGUGCUCCGUCCACAUACCAAUGACAGGGACACUAAACUUACAAAUAUGCGCCUGGACAUUGACUGAUAUUUGGUUGUCUAGUUUUUCCUAUCUUUAUCGCCAACGCUCUGUGAAGCUAUCUCUGAUCUGAAAAGCGCAGUAACUUAACUCUCGACUAUGGAUCCUGAUCGACAGAAACGAAGAGAAGAAAUUCAGAAAGCAAUGAGCUUUAUCCAGUCAUCUUUGCCUUUCCCAGAGCCAGAGAGUUAUGAGGCUUUUCUGACCCAGUUGGUGUGUAACUUGCUGGACGAGGGCAAUUCUUGUUUUCGAGAUGGGGACUGGCGUCAGGCGACCCAGCAGUAUGGGGAGGGGAUCAGUGUCGCCCGCUACGCUCAGGCUGAAGCCCUCGUCAUCCCCCACGAGCUGCUGGAGAGCCUCUAUGUUAACAGGGCUGCAGCCUACUACCAGAUGAGGGAGUAUGAGCGCGGUGUUCAGGACUGUGACAGUGCACUGUGCGUGUCAGAAGGCAGUCGCAGGGCUUUAUACCGCAAAGCGCUCUGUCUGAGGGAGUUGGGACGAUUCAGAGAGGCCUACGAGUGUGGAACCAAAUGUCUCCUCACAGCACCACACGACAGGCAGGUGAAUGACCUGGCCCAGGAUCUGGCCAAUAAACUGGGCCUGAAGGGCCGUAAAGCUUACGUCAGCCCACAGACAGAGUCCAUGGCCACAGAAGGGGAGAGUCACGGGGAGACUUCCCCACCCACAGGAGAGAUGUCCUCUAAUGGGCUGGAGUCUCUGGGUGACAUUGGACCAGGGGACCUGUCUAGUGCUCAGUGCAUCCCUGCUCCUUUGGCCACACCCAUCCCAGUCAGUGAUGACCCGGCGACGCCCGUGGUGACCCCAUGCACUGACCUGUCAGAGAGCCCCAGCAGCCAGGCCCUGCCUCCCAUGCCGUACUCCGUCCCUGUGUCGGAACACAUAGAGGAAUGCAGCAGCAGCGUCAUCAAGGACGAGCUAGACAGUCUGCUGGAGUGCAUCCCCAAGAAAGUCAGUGAGAGUCCAGUCCAGGGUGCUAUCCCCACCAACCUCCCCAACACGGCUGUGGGUCUCCGGCCUCCAUACUCCCCAAGCCUUCCAGCCCCGUCACCCCAGCUUCCCCCAGCCUACUUCAGCUCCUCCAUCGGUGAACUGCCCCCUCUCGAGCCUUACUCGCCGCUGGCCCAGCGGGACCAGGGCUCCACCCAGGCGCAGGACGCACUGGGAGGCUUCCCCACAGGGGCCAUGGAUGGAGAAGGGAAGGCAGGAGUUGCCGCUGGUGGGCUGGACUCGUUGUCUGAGUACACUCUCCCUGGGGGAAGAGUGUGUCACAGCUUCAUCCCUGGAAUGCGCAACCACAGUGCUGCACAUGCAAAUGGUCCAGCAGGAACCAACCUGUCGCUGCUCUCCAGGAAUCCUCUGGCAGCCACACAUGAGUUUCGGCAGGCCUGUCAUGCCUGUUACAGCCGAAUAGGUCCGCGAGUGAUGGACUACAAGUAUCAGCCCGAGGCAGCACACCGCUGCAAGAGGGAUGUGCUGCUGUGCCGCCUCAAAAACACAGAUGACCCCACUUGGAAGAGGAUCCGGCCACGGCCUGCACGGAACAACUUCCUGGGGGCAUUUGUACUCUGUAAAGAGGUGCAGGAGCGUCAGGAGUGCCAGUAUGGGGAGAACUGUACGUUUGCUUACUGCCAGGAGGAGAUUGAUGUGUGGACCCAGGAGAGGAAGGGCGCGCUGAGCCGAGAGCUGCUUUUCGAUCCGCUGGGCAGCACAGAGAGACGGGCGCUCAGCGUCACCAGGCUGCUGCAGCUCCACAUGGGCAUGUUCAUGUUCCUCUGUGAGGAAUGUUUUGACAGUAAGCCUCGCAUCAUCAGCAAACGCAGCAAAGAAAACUUAGCAGUCUGCUCAAACCUCACAGCUCGACACCCAUUCGACGACAACAAGUGCCUGGUGCACGUGGUGAGGUCAGCGAAUGUGCGCUACAGUAAGGUGCGUCCCUUACACCCUCUCUGCCAGUUUGACGUGUGUCGCCACGAGGUUCGAUAUGGCUGUCAGCGUGAGGACAGCUGCUCCUUUGCUCACUCCGUCAUAGAGCUCAAAUGCUGGGUCCUGCAGCAGGACACUGGUAUCACCCAUGAAGAGAUGGUGCAGGAGUCCAAGAGACACUGGCAAAGGCUGGAGCAGAAUGCACAGAAGCAGCAGAAGCCUAUCCAUAUCCCCCAUCCGAGCAGCAGCAUACCUGCAGGAGGAGUAGUGGGAAUGGGGGGUGGAAUUGGAGGAGUAGGGGGAGAUGGCAUCGGUGGGGGUGGUGUGAGCCCAGUGGGUGGGGUGGGGAUGGGGGUGGGAGGGUUAGGAGCAGGUGCGGGAAGAGGGCGGCCCCUCAACCUGAAAAUGAAGUUUGUGUGCGGCCAGUGCUGGAGAGAAGGACAGGUCAAUGAGCCCGACAAGAACCUCAAGUACUGCACUGCCAAAGCACGGCAUAGCUGGACGAAGGAGCGUCGGGUCCUGCUGGUGAAAUCAUUUGAGAAGAAGAAGUGGGUUGUUGUUCGGCCUCUGCCCUUCUCCCGCACCUAUCCACAGCAAUAUGAUAUGUGUGUGCAUGUGAUGAAGCAGAAGAAGUGCCACUAUAUUGGGAACUGCUCAUUUGCUCACAGUCUGGAGGAGAGGGACGUCUGGACGUACAUGAAGAACAACAGCUUGAGAGACAUGCAACAGAUGUACGAACUGUGGCUGCAGCUCACCAAUCAGAGUAGACGCACAGAUAGCUCUGCUGUGACCCCGCCCCCAGACGACAAGCAGGUCACCAUAACAGCAGAUUACACAGAAAGCAUGGGAGGCCGGCGGUUGUCAGACGGGGAUGAUCUCUGAGUGUUGUGCUGUGUGAAUAGAGGCAAAUGAUCGCCACAGAGAGACAGGCCUGCCAUACCAGCUACAACUGAACAGUCUGUCAUCUUGCCAGUCUGACCUCCUCUAGCAUCUAGCCAGCAGUGUGAGAGCAGACUGACACCCAACAAAAUGGUUGACCCCACCUAUAUAUAUAUAUAUAUAUAUAUAUAUAUAUAUAUAUAUAUAUAUAUAUAUAUAUAUAUAAAAACAACACACACACACACACUUUCACACAUCACAUGAUACACAAAACAUAGGCACCGAUUAACACAAAGAGAAACCUUUGUACGUGAAAAUACAGGACUUGGCUUGAGCGUUGUGUUUUAAUAUCAUGCUGCAGUUACACACAGCACCUUUAGGUUCCCCUUCAGCAGAUUAUACCACAGAAAUUCCACAGACAAGUAGUUUUGCUUUGACUAAAAUAAUCAACCAGUAUUCCCUAGUGCUCUUUGGAGUAUCUCUUUAUUUUUUUUUUUUUUUCCUUCUGAAAAAUCCUCGCAGCACUGAAACAGUUCUUGGGUGGGCGCGCUGGUCGCAGCUCUUAAAUUUAGCUUGGUGAUAGUUCAAAACUGAAUUGAGGCUCGGUACUCCUACGCUUAAAGUUGAAAUUUUAACUUUGGAGUGCCAAAAAUGCUGACGAUGGCUAACGAGACUGAAGAAACUAUAUAGCAUUGUAAAAAGAGGUUCUUGGUGGACACUCCUUGUUGAGCUGCGUAACAACCAAAUCCUACUCUCCUUCCCUCAUGGGAAUAUAACGAGAGGGUCAAAAUAACUCUUUGGAGAUUAAUGAUUUUGAGCGUAAUUUUCUUUACAAGGGGAGUAGUACUUCCUUGUUAUAUUGUCUGCCAUAUUGGUAGAACGCUAUGAAUGUAAUGCCUGCACAGGCCUUUAAAACUGAAAUUAGUCAUUUAAAACGUUGCUGUGGUUGUGGAAUGUAUGCAAGUAUAUUUACAUGCCCAAAAAAACCCAACUUGUAUAACAUGACAGUUUUCCCCCUCCCCCUUCUUUAUUGAUAUAAAAAGGCCCCUUGAUAGCCGGUUAUAUAAUCAUACCGGCGGCUCAUGCAUGGAACGAGCAGACACGCACACACAUUCACAUAUUAACCUUGUAGUUGUUGUCAGCUGAUGUCCAGGUGAAUCAAAGGGUGCGUGAAUGUCAGCUCCUCUGAGGUUGACAAAAAGGGGGGACAAAACAUCUCAACUCAUCACCUGUGGCUAAAGUACACAUGGCUAAUGGCUCAAAGCAAUUGUUGCCAAAGCGACCAAGGUGCUAUUCACCAUCACGUACUUUAAACUGUAUUGGUAAGCAACUGACACAGAUGUGAAGCUGGUGUAGGAGGGCUAUAGAGAAUUGACUGCAGCACAGAUGCAGAGUCUUGGCUAGAGCUGCUCUCAAUAAUUGAUCAGACCGCAGAUGCCCAUUUAAAAAAAAAAAAAAAAAAAAAAAAAAAAAAAUGACCUCACUUAGACUGAAGCACAGUGAAAAUACUGACCGUGAAGAAGACUUAAGUUGUGAAAAAAGAGGAGAGUUUUGUAAUAAUUUAAAGAAAAAAAGAUGUCCAGAUAGAUAAUUUAAAGAAUGAAAACCUGAGAGACUGUCUAAUGAAAGAAUGGAAGAUUAUUAAGAAUGUAUUUUUCUAUAGUUUAUUGUGAGAAUAUUAAAGAUAAUUUGAAAGUAAGGGAAAGUUGCCACUUCUUCAGUUGAACUGGGGUCAUUAUUUCACUGAAAACCAAUCAUGCCCCCACAGCCUUCAAAUGGAAACCUGUGUUCCUCAUAUGCAUCCAAAUAUUAUGUUCCUGAUAGCUAAUGGUAGCCCCUAAGAUUAACCUUUUCAUUACGGGAAACCUGCUAGCUUGAGACAGACGCACCACAUUUUGUGCCUAGAAGCAACACAUCAACAUGUGACACGAACACACAUGCAAAAACGCGCGCACACACAGAGAGGCAGGACAUCUGUUGCCAUCUUAUUCUAGCCUUUAAUGUGGACAGAGACACGACGGAGGUAUGUCUAUAUUCAGAUACAUAUACACACAUAUUAUACAUAUUUACAAAUAAUGGUAUACUACUAAUAAUAAUUGAUAACUUAGCGGUUAAGCUUAAUAAAUAUAUAACCUGAAAAUCUGUAUUGAUUACAUAGAAGAACUUCUUGUUAUUGAGGUAUUGCUAUAUGACAUGUAUCGCUGAACUAGAUGAUUAUAGUGAUUUUUUUUUUUUUUUUUUUUUUUUUUUUUUUUUAGAUUUUUUUAACUAUUCUUUUUAUUUUGUAAUUUUUCCUUCUGUGUGGGUUGUUCCAGACAGGGUUUGUAAUGAAGGGGUUGCAGCAGAGAUUGAUUUGAGUUUCAGGCUGAAAGUGUCGAAAUGGAUUACUGAGGGUUAAAUCUUUACAAUUAGAACAGAGGGGUAGAAAUCGAGUGAGUCACCCAAUUUGACAUGUUUUUGAUUUUUUUUUUCUUUGUUCACAAGUGCAGCAGCUAAACUGGAUGUAUAGAAUGUGGAAAUGUUCCUGUUCUUCAAUAGGGAAAUAAAAAUGUUUGAGAAGCUGCACAUAUUCACAGUAUUCUAUUUAUAUCUAGUAUCUAAUUUUCCUGUCCAGAGUGACCUCGGCUCAUUGCAUAAAUCAACAAAUGGCUUCAAUUCCCAAAAUACUGACAUUACACCCAACCAGUACUGAAGAACAUUAUGGUCAAUUGGAGCAAAACGUUUAAAAAAAAUAAACAUUUUACCUAGAGAUAGAAAAGAUCAUAAAACCGCAGUAUAGUGUUUUGUGAUAUUCUGUUUCGGUCAGUGGAUAAAUAGAAAAUAGAGAAAUGAUUGACACCAAAUGCUGCAGUGUCUUAAUUAUCCAGCUCCUAAAAGCUGACUUAAUGCCCAAUCAGAAUUUAAAUGGACAGCCCAGCCUGGGCUAAGCCUAAAAUGCAGAUCUCAGGUCAGCUUUGCUGGUCACUCAGCAGCGGUUUUGGGGAUUGUUGAUAAUGAGCCCUUGUCUGGAACAGCCCAGGUAUUAGCUUCUUUGAGGGAUCGUAUUACUACUACUACUACUAGUAUUAUGAUGAAUAUGAUGAUGACAAUGAUUGCUAUCUAUUGACUAUUUCUAUUUCUUCUCUAUAUGCUAUUGAUAUAUGUAUGUUAAUUGCAAUGUAUAACUCUCUUUAUAUAUGUAUCCAUGUAUGAAUAUAAUAAUUGACAGUAAAUAUGCGUCUGUGUAUGCAGCAGUGCACAGCUCUGUCUGGGAGGCAGUGAGCAGAAAACAUCCAGCUUUUGAUAUUUAAUGUAAGGCUCUUGAGUUUUUAAUCCCACAGAUGGUGAUGUCCGUUAUCAGCCUCCAACGGCUGUAGGUUGUCAGUACAAGACAUUUCACACAGUACGGUAGAUCUGCUAUAUAUUAAUGUUUUCUGAGCUCUGUUUGUAGGCCUUAGGAUUGAUUGGGCACUGGCCAAAGGAAAAAAAGAAAAAGAUAGUUGAUGAUUAAAGUUUACAGUAUAUAUACUGUUAACUGUUUCCCCGUUGCAGUGUCUCCGUGUUGAUCCUACCAACAGAGCUCGCUGCUCACUGUGUGUUUUUGUUUAAAUUUAUCAUCAGGCAAAGACAGAUCUGGAAACAAAAGCAUACACAGUAGCCUAUAUACUCCCGUAUAGCGCCUUAUUCGGUAUACUACAACCUAUAAGAUGAUACAUACCCCUAUUGUAUAAUCCUGCUUACGAUAUACAGUAUAUGAUACCUGAUACUUAUUAUAAUACUUAGACACCCUUAUAAGGUAAUUUAGAUAAGAGAUGGUGGAGCUGUUUUUUUUUUGUUUUUUUUCUGUGGCUGUGGAAGAGUUUGCUGUGGUCAGUAAUGUGUUCCCAUCUUGUUUUUCAGGGUGUUAGAAGAGUGCCGCACACUCAAAUGCUCUUUAUCAUUCAAUUGUUGUUAGCAGCUGGGAUGGAAAAAAAUUAACAUCAGCCACUAACCAAAGCUUGGUAAAUCCUCGUUUUGGCUGAAAAAGCUGUAGCUGGUAAACAACCAAAAGAUUUUAAAAUUCGGCUACAUUAAAUAGUGAAUAUGGCUGACAUUUUUAUAUGUAUUAGCCAGUGACAAGUGGACAAAACAUUGUCCAUCCACGUUUGAAUUCCUGCCUUUUUAAAGACACGUUGAAGUAAAUUGUUAGAGAGAAAAAAAGCAGAGCAUUUGAGGGGAAGCUCCUCUUUCAUUGUUGGAGAAACGCCAACAUUGAUGAUGUAACUGACAUGCACAGAAAAAAAAGAAAAAGAAAACUGAAUACCUGUGCUGCAUAUUCUGUGUGUGUGCUGUUAAAGGCAGGCGAAUGACACAUACUAAAGGGGAGGCAGGUUUCUGCUACUGUAUCUCUACACAACAAAUCUCACAUAGUAAUUUUUCCCACGUUAGCUCAGAUUUUCCGUCUUAAACAAACUUGGUUUGCACCUUUUGUGUGUCUCCACAUUGCAUACUUUGUCAGCCUACCUUACCAAAUAUGACUGACUGCCAUUCAUGCUGAAAAGGUGGGGAAAGCAGUCCAUGAGACCUGAAGUUUACUGGGCAGAGGACUCUGACCCUGGUGCCCAAAUCACAGUAUGACUUGCACAUUGAUAUCAAAUGUCAUCAGAUGUGGAAGAGAUUUGGCAUUGCAUUGUUCCAUUUUUGUUUCUUUACUCCUUCCUGGUCCUGCAUAGCACGAUCAAUGCUAUGCACCAAUCAGAGCCAGCUAGAGACAACUUUGUAAUAAUUUGAAAUUGUAAUAAAACAACAUCCUCUCACUUCAAAAGGCUCCUUAUGUAAUAAGUUGAUGAUUUUCACAAGGGUGAAUUACCUAUGCCUAGCAUCUUUCUGUUUUACCUUCUUUUCAACAUGAAUGGCAGUGAAUAGUGCUCAGUAAGUAUGGCUAAAGUAUGCUUUGUAUUACUCAUACCUACAAUAUUUACAGUUUGUUGAAAGAUGAGGACAAUCUCAGUUAACAGCAAGAAGUCCAAAUUACAUCACUAUUGUCCUUGAAAGGUUAUGCUAUCCUGCGUGCUUUGACCUUUGAUCUUAAAGUGUUCCAAGUUCCUCAGGCUGGCUGCAGAACAAGAAACCUCCAACAUGCGCAGGCUCUCAUUGCCUUUCCUGCCAUCAUUACAAUAUGGUUAUUAUUCAUGCAGUGUGUAAGCACACAGACACGGUGGCAUUUUGGUAAUCGUCACACCUGUAGCUGUUAUUUAAAAAAAAAUAAAAAAAAUAAAAUAAAAAAGAAUUUCUUUUACUUCUCAAAGGCAGAAGGUCCAUGCUGACUUACAAAUAUAGUUGUUUUUUCUGCUGUAGGCAUCAGACCUCCGUGCUAGAUAAAGCAGACAUGGCAAAAUUGAUUUAAUUGCGUUCAUUAAGUUAUAGAACAAUGUUUCUGCUUGGGUGUGAUUUUCCUAAAAGUGACUUAAAGGUUCUCUUUGCCCGUUCUGACAAAAGUAGCUUUUGUCUUAAUCUAACCCGAGUUUGUGCAUCAGUUCUGGUCAUCACAUCCUGCUGCAGUUAAUGAAAUGACACAGUUCUCAGCUGUGAAAGUUUCUGCUUAACAAAUAUUCAUAUAUACCCCCUUUACUGUUUGUGUCAUUUGAUUCCCAGUACCAACACACACCUACACAGCCACAAACAAUCUUAAUUUAUCGGUUUUCAAUCAGUUAGAAAUUAUCAGUUAUUUGAAUCAGAUGAAGAAACCAGGGUUGUAAGAAGUGGAAAGAACAAGGCCUCUUUUUGUACUGUAUUUUUACAUUUCGUUGUUUUGUUUUAUCUUCUUGACUGUUUUCUCUUUUCUCCUCCCUGGUUGGAAGUUCAUGAUCACACAAGUGGACCAAAUCUCUUGAAAGCAUUUAAUAAACAGACCGUUUUAGAAUAAAA